Molecule: messenger RNA, 1533 nt
Organism: Metarhizium robertsii ARSEF 23
Lineage: Eukaryota; Fungi; Ascomycota; Sordariomycetes; Hypocreales; Clavicipitaceae
Product: urg3
Exons: 5
Coding region: 1-1533 (510 amino acids)
Source: RefSeq, a predicted model, not a curated record
AUGGGCUUCUUUUCUCGAAAGGACAAGGCCCCCAAGGGUAACUCAUCCAUUCUGGCUUCUCAAUCAACAACCAGCGUUGCCUCUGGAAAUUCACGAGGCAUCGGAAACCGCACCUCAGCCGGAAGUUUCACGUCAGCAGGCACACCGCUAUCACCAAUGUCGCCGAUCAAGUUGCCCAAAGUCGAUCUUCCUCGACCCCCGGAUCCUCAGUUGGACCCUGUCGGAUACCUCCGCAGUUUAGGUGCCGUGAGGGAGAGGAGCAAGAUUAUCAUGGACAAGGCGACGCGCAACGAACUCAAUCACUUUGAUGUUGAUCUCGCCAAGUUGCCCAAUGUCGUCGCCUUUGUCUCUGGCCUAAUUAAGCGGGACUACGAGGCACCUUUUAACACUAUACCCGGGCAUGGACGAUAUCAGCAUUUUUGCGUCGGCGAUCGUGAUCGCGUUAAGGAGUUGCUCGAUUCCUGGCCAGAGUCUGUUGACAGCACCGAGCGAUGUCGUCGACUGAUUGACCUGUUCUUGGUCAGCGUACUGCUGGAUGCUGGUGCCGGUACUCAGUGGAGCUACAAGAGCACGGAGAAUGGGAAGAUUUAUCGACGCUCCGAAGGGUUGGCCGUCGCCAGCUUAGAAAUGUUCAAAGAGGGUCUCUUCUCUGGAAAUGCAAACAACAAAUUUCAAGUCGACAAAGAUGGACUCAAAGCCUUGACUGUGGAAAAGCUUGAAGCAGGGCUUCAAUCUCGCCCCGGGGCCGAACUGGCUGGCCUAGAGGGUCGCACCGAGCUCCUUAUCCGGCUUGCUGGCGCUCUCAGUGAUAAGGCUGAGUACUUUGGUGCAGAUGGCAGACCUGGAAAUAUGAUUGACCAUCUGCUUUCACACCCUUCAACACAGGCGUCUUCUAUGUUAAUUGUGCCGUUGCCGGUCCUAUGGAACGUCUUAAUGAAUGGUUUAGCACCUAUCUGGCCCCCAUCACGAACAGCCUUAAAUGGCGUAUCCCUUGGAGAUGCAUGGCCUUGCCAAGCUAUGCCCAAUCCUGGUGCCGCAUCCUGGGAAUCGAUCUUGCCGUUCCACAAGCUCACCCAAUGGCUCACAUACUCCCUUAUGCAGCCAAUGCAGUCGCUCCUGAACAUGCACUUCGCUGGUACUGAAUUACUUACUGGCUUACCAGAGUACCGUAACGGCGGGCUGUUUGUAGAUCUUUGUGUUCUGAAUUUGAAGAAGGAUGAUAUGGAGCGCGGCCUCCAGAAUUACGCCGAUUAUUGCCGCCGGACUGGCCAUAACGGGGUGGAGGUAGCCCCCAUGUUUGAGCCUAGCGACGAUGUCGUGGUUGAAUGGCGUGGCGCAACAGUCGGUCUGCUUGAUUUGCUCUGUGCAGAAGUCAAUAAGCAUCUCAAAAAUGAACUUGCUGGUAAUGAGAUGACUCUGCCCCAGCUCCUGGAAGCGGGAAGUUGGAAGGGAGGCCGCGAAAUCGCCGAGAUCAACCGGCCAAAUACCAAGGAGCCGCCAAUCCUGAUUGACAGUGACGGGACCGUAUUCUAA